AUGACCAUGAUCUCAAAUGAUCCCACUUGGUGGCCAAUCUUCGAUGCAUUUCGUGUUCAAAGCUAUUUUGUAGUCGCCGCCUUUGUUGCAGCGAUAUAUGAUUGGGCACUUACAUUCGGACAAGAGGUGGAAUUGAUCUGGAGACAACGAUGGUCCGUCAUGACAGUUAUGUAUCUCGGCGUGCGUUACCUUGGAAUCUUAUCCGCUGUCCUGAUCAUUCUGAGCAGUGUUCCGACUAUCUCAUCGACAGAUACGCAGUGGGUGUGGUUCUUUGCUAACUUCUUUGUUCACUAAUGACUGCCAUGCUAUACUGCCACAGAUG
Molecule: messenger RNA, 322 nt
Organism: Suillus plorans
Lineage: Eukaryota; Fungi; Basidiomycota; Agaricomycetes; Boletales; Suillaceae
Exons: 9
Coding region: 1-294 (97 amino acids)
Source: RefSeq, a predicted model, not a curated record